Oryzias latipes (Japanese medaka) is the source of this 3325-nucleotide messenger RNA. It is a transcript of the gene clic5a, whose product is annotated as chloride intracellular channel 5a. NCBI's taxonomy places the organism in Eukaryota, Metazoa, Chordata, Actinopteri, Beloniformes, Adrianichthyidae. The record is from RefSeq and is a predicted model, not a curated record.
AGUCCUGUGUUGCUUCUUGAUAAGGGAGCCGCUCUUGACAUUUCAGUCGCUCUGCUGUGAAGCCGGAUCCAGUCCUCUCGCCUUCUUCACUGACGAUGGAUCACGUGUAUGAAACCCCACAGAACCCCUACCAGAAUGACAACCCGUACGAGAUGCCGCAUGAAUCGGAGUAUGAGGAAAUCUCAAAUAUUUACGAGAACUCCGGAUCAAACGGCACAGAGAUACCUGAGCCCCCUGCCUUGCCAGCACCCGCUCUUUUGGCAGAGGAGCGACGGGGCAGCUCAUCCUCAUCCUCAUCUUCAUCCUCUUCCUCAUCCUCCUCAGACAGCGACGAGAAUGAGGCGUUGGAGAAAAGCAGCAAGGAGGAGAUAGAGGCCAAAAAACAGAGCGACGAAGAUGAGAAGGAAGACAAAAAGAAAGAAGAAAGCGAGGACAGCGACAGCAGUGACAGCAGCGACAGCAGCGACAAAGAGAGCACAAAAGACACUGAAGAAGAAAAGGGGGCAGUCGAAGGGAACUCCAAGGAGUUGAACUGGGACAGUGGGUUUCCAGAGGUGGAUGGGGAGCACUCCUCACGUCGAUCCUCAUCUUCUUCCUCAUCUUCAUCGUCAGCGUCCGAAAAAGAGGAGCCAGAACGUCAAGGAGAUGAUUUGAAGGUCACACUUUACGUCAAGGCUGGGAGUGAUGGAGAGGCCAUCGGAAACUGCCCCUUUUCUCAACGCCUCUUCAUGAUUCUCUGGCUAAAAGGGGUGGUCUUCAACGUCACCACUGUGGACCUGAAGAGGAAACCUGCUGAUCUCCACAACUUGGCCCCGGGGACAAACCCGCCAUUCCUGACCUUCAAGGAGGAGGUUCUUACUGACGUUAACAAAAUAGAGGAAUACCUGGAGCAGAUGCUUGCUCCGCCAAAGUAUCCCAAACUUGCCCCGAAGAACCGUGACUCCAACACAGCAGGGAUCGACAUUUUUGCCAAGUUUUCAGCAUACGUCAAAAACACCAGACCCGAUAAAAACCGAGCUCUGGAGCAGGCUCUGAACAAAGCUCUGAUGAAGCUAGACGAGUACUUGAUGAGUCCGGUUCCCGAGGAAGUUCAGAAGGGGCGGCACCACGAGGAACCCUCCACCCGCAAAUACCUGGACGGAGACGAGCUGACACUCGCCGACUGCAACCUUCUUCCCAAACUUCAUGUCCUCAAGGUGGUGGCAAAGAAAUACAGAAAUUACGAAAUCCCAUCUGAUCUCAAAGGGGUUUGGCGUUACCUUGGCAACGCCUACGAGCGAGAUGAGUUCAUCAACACCUGUCCUGCUGAUGAAGAAAUUGAGCUAGCCUACAGAGAUGUAGCCAAGAGGCUAGGAAAGUAAUGAACGCCACAGAAGCAAGCACUGCAGUACCUUUUUGUUUAUUGUUUUACAUUUUGAAUGAAGUCAAAGAAUGUUAUGUUUGACGUUUGUCGUAUUUCUAAUGAUCUAAAGAUGCUAAAGUGUGGUGAAGAAGGAGAAAACAGACAGUUUUUUCUGUUUUUUUAAUCGUCCUUGUUGCUGCAGUUGAUUUAUAGCUUUUUGAAAAAAAUGUUAUUUUUAGGAAAAGAAAACAAACUUUGUUUAAUCCAAAAGGCCUCAGCUGUUUGAAAGGUACCAUUUUUUUAACAAAAAAAUAAAACAAAAAAAACAGAAAAAUUAAGCGAACACUUCUGACGCUUUAACAAUGAGACGUCUAGUUGAUAGCAACCUAAUCGAGUGGGAUGACUUUAUAACAAAGCACUCAUAUAUCAAACAAAACGUUUUGUUGGGAAAACAGUUGAAUCAUUUGUAACAGGAAAUUAAAAACUAGUUUCUAAAGAUCUUGACAGAGGUUUUAGUGGAAACACGCUCACGUUCAUUUGCUAGUUUGCUUUGUUAACCUUUACUAUCACUCUUUAACUGUUUACGCAAUUAUCACAACUGUCAAGCUGAGGAAAGCAGCUUUGCCGAGAUAUGCGACCCUCUACAGCGGUGAAGUGUUGAUGCCAUAAGCAAAUGACGCAGAGAGAAAUUCACAUUCACUGACGUACAGUUAGUAAACUUUACGUAAAGCUAGUAAACUUUACGUAAAGUUAGUUAACUUUACGCAAAGUUAGUAAACUUUACGUAAAGCUAGUAAACUUUACGUAAAGUUAGUAAACUUUACGUAAAGUUAGUAAACUUUAUGUCGAAUGUUGCACAUUGGUGCAAAUGUGUUUUUUUUUCUCCGCGUCAAUUCCAUUCGGAAAUAAUACGUUCACUGCGUAAACGGUCGUAGAAUUAUGGUAGAUCAGAGAGCGUGUGUGUGUGUCGCCGGAAUUUUACUAGUGCUGUUUUAGCUAGCUGUUGUUUCGGAUAGCUAGCCUUGUCAGGGUACAAAUAUGACUUCAAAAUUUUGGGGUUUGCUGGAUGUAAUAAAUCUAACUUCAAGCACCAACUCUGACUAGACCAAUAAUUAAAACAACUUUAUGUAGUUAAAUGAUUCUAUUUAGGAGGAAAUACGAUUUUUGCCACAUUGGCUCGUUCAUAGAAAAUGAUUUUUGAGUGGAUGCUAAAUGUUCCGUCGUUGACGCUCACUUUUCUUUCAAACGGGUGAACAAUUGAUGUGCAUGAAGCUUGUUUUAUGUGCAGGAGUCACUAGGAGGGUAUUUUAGAGGGAAAUUUAAAGCCAAAGCGGUGACAUGUUUGCCUUUCUUUGAAACAGGGCAUUGGUUAAUUCUACAGUGAUUCAAUUUGAAACACUGGAAAGCUUUAAAUUGUCUUUUCAAAGUCAUGAAUCACUGUUAGUCCUUUACUCAAAAUGUCAGUUUUGUUGUCCAAAACUGUACACAUCCAUCUGCUAAAGAAGCAAUAAGAAACAAAGUAGAGAGUACGUCGCAGCUCUCUGUUGCGUGUCUUGCUUCUCGUGAGUGCCUUAAAGGGAAUGAAGCCUUCUGCCCACCACUUUUAUCUUUGUACAGUAAAUUGUGUGCGCUCAAACAUAAAAAAAUGUUACUGUGGGACAGAAAUCUAAUCAGUCUGUAAAUCAUGAACAACCACAGUCAUACUUUGAUUAGAACCAUGAAUCUGUUGUGCAUACUCUUGUCCAUGUAUGGAUUCAAAUAAAACACUUUUUUUUUUCUCAGAGUCUGAUAUUUAACAGCUUUAGGUUUUUUUGUGUUGGAAAUUGUAUUGUCGAUGCAUGAUUUGUGUGUUUGUGUGUGUUAUCAUGCAAAACCUACAAGAAUAAAUUACGAAUCUGUCGUUUCAAUAAGAUUUUAUGGCUGGAUGAGCAUCUUUAUCCUUUGUGUUUCUUUCAAAUUGUAUACAUAAAUAAAACAUUGAAA